AAAAAUAUAUAAUACUGAUUAAAUGAUACGUUAAUAUUAUAUUUCUUUUAACUAUAUAUACUUUAAGAUAAAAGUAGAAAUCUAUCAACCCACAAACACAUCAAUCGCUCAACAAUGGUGGUGCAACACCACAUUCUAGUGUUCAUAUGGCUUUCAUUACUCUUGGUUACUUCGUCUAUUUCCGAACCCAUCUCCACCGAUCACCACCGUCAGUUUGAUGUGGACAAGAGAACAAUAAAUCGAUCUCCGGUGAGGAGCCGUGGAAGAGCACGUAGCCGUGGUGGUGGCGGUGGUCGAAGGGUGGGUGGCGGUGGUCAAAGGGUGGGUGGUGGUGGUAGAUCAAGAAACGGAGGUGGAUCAUUAAACUGUGACCCAUUGUACGAGUAUCUAUUUGGAAGAUGUGGUCAAUGGCCUUUCUCUCGUACUUCCCCUAACAACCCUUUUUUAUCCCGGCCUUCCCCUCGCCGUCCGCCACCUUUACCUCCACCGGUAAUCCCGUCUCCGCCACCUGCUGUUCCACCUCCAUCUCCUGCGCCUGCUUCACCAUCACCACCACCUCCCGUGGUUCCUUCUCCUCCUCCACCUGAUCCAUCGCCUCCGCCGCCACUUGUUGCUUCACCACCACCACCGGUCCCAACUCCACCUGUUUUGUCUCCACCUCCAGACUACACCCUUCCUCCUGCCGUACCUGAACUACCUCCUGGUAAUCCGUUUCAGGCCCCACCAUUGGUCCCAAUAUCGUUUUCGCCGCCUUGGAUUGGUGAUUUUAGUCCUCCGUCGCCGAUAGUUCCUAUAUCAUUCUCACCACCAGCCGACAAUACCAAUCCGCCGGACUUCUCUUUCCUGCCACCACUCGUUCCUAUAUUUUCUCCACCGCAAGGAGGCACCGGAACACUUCCAGAGUUGCCGCCGAUUGUCGAUCCUGGACAGCAGUUUCCGCCGGUAGUUGACCCUGGACAACCGUUUCCGCCGGUAGUUGACCCUGGACAGCAGUUUCCACCGGAACUCAACCCCGGACAACAAUUUCCACCCGUAAUUGACCCUGGACAACAGUUUCCACCGGCAUUCGACCCUGGCCAACAGUUUCCACCGCAACUGCCGUUUACGUUUACACCUCCGGUAGAAUGGGCAACGCCAUUACCGGGGAUAGAGCAGUCGCCAGAAAUCAUAAUGCCACCACCGGUGGAUGAGAAUCCAAUGACAGAAGGGCAGCCGUUGUUUUCAACGAGUACGCCGGAAACACGAGAGGUUCCGUUGGAUCUGCCACCAGAAGGGAUGGAUUCUCCCCCGCUAGCUUAAUCAACUUGAGCGUAUGACCUUUAAUUUUAGCUUGUAACAUAUUUUCUGCCUUGUUUUUAUUCAGUCAAAGCUAAUGUUAUCUAAA
Messenger RNA from Lactuca sativa (garden lettuce), 1384 nucleotides. Lineage: Eukaryota; Viridiplantae; Streptophyta; Magnoliopsida; Asterales; Asteraceae. The record is from RefSeq and is a predicted model, not a curated record.